Alternaria conjuncta is the source of this 1656-nucleotide messenger RNA. RefSeq lists its product as uncharacterized. The transcript is spliced from 5 exons. Gene Ontology annotation, molecular function: nickel cation transmembrane transporter activity; acyltransferase activity. Gene Ontology annotation, biological process: nickel cation transmembrane transport. NCBI's taxonomy places the organism in Eukaryota, Fungi, Ascomycota, Dothideomycetes, Pleosporales, Pleosporaceae. The record is from RefSeq and is a predicted model, not a curated record. Gene Ontology annotation, cellular component: plasma membrane. Bases 1 to 1656 code for a protein of 551 amino acids.
AUGGAGUCCAGUCGACCAUUCGACCGAGAACGGGAUGGUUUUGUCAUUGGAGAAGGAGCCGGAGUUGUGGUUCUCGAGGAACUCGAGCACGCAAGGAAGCGAGGUGCGAACAUCUAUGCUGAAGUCGCCGGCUACGGACUGUCCAGCGACGCACACCACAUGACGGCACCUCGCGAAGAUGGCCAAGGUCCACGUCUCGCAAUGAAGCAUGCACUACGACAUGCCGGCCUCAAGCCAAGCGCUGUCGACUACGUGAACGCCCAUGCGACGAGCACCCCACUAGGUGAUGCUGCGGAGAACCGAGCCAUCAAAGAGCUUCUGCUUGGCGAAGACGGAAAAGAUAGAGCUUGUGAAAUCAAUGUGAGCAGUACAAAAGGUGCGGUCGGACAUCUUCUGGGUGCUGCAGGGAGCGUGGAGACAAUUUUCACGAUUCUUGGGAUGCAUCACAACAUCCUACCUCCGACUCUCAAUCUUGAGAAUCCAGGAGAUCCGGCGGUUGACUUUAACUGCAACUACGUCGCCAAUGCUGCUCAACAGCACAGAGUCAAUGUGGCUCUCUCGAAUAGCUUCGGUUUUGGUGGCACCAACGCAUCAAUCCUCUCAUACACUCUGGGCUUGCGCCAUGCCCUGGAUGCAGAUCAUAUUUCGGCGAUCGAUCUCAUGACUCGCCGUCUGGUUGCUGCAGGCCAGCGGCCAGUGACGGUUGGAAUGUUCUUCAGUCUCGGACAUUCUACCAUCGUCAUCAUCACGUCGCUCAUCGUUGCAGGAACUGCAGCGGCGGUGUCAGACAAGUUUGACAAUUUCGAGCGUGUCGGUGGCAUUAUCGGCACUUCAGUCUCUGCUGCUUUCUUGUUGCUCCUUGGUCUUAUGAACAUCUACAUUCUGUACAAGCUCAUAGUACAGAUGCGAAAGAUGGUUUCGAGCGACCCUGGUAGUGAGCACGAACAGUUCAAGAUACAGGGCGGCGGUUGCCUCUUCCCGAUAUUGCAGAAGCUCUUCAAGUUGGUCGACCGACCCUGGAAGAUGUAUCCUCUGGGUGUACUUUUCGGGCUAGGUUUCGACACUUCUUCCGAGAUCGCUAUCCUAGGAAUAAGUUCGAUUCAAGCCACGAAGGGGACAUCAAUUUGGCUGAUCUUGAUCUUUCCACUGCUCUUCACAGCAGGCAUGUGCCUUCUCGAUACCACCGAUGGUGCGCUGAUGAUGAGUCUGUACACAAGCACGCAACUUGCGCGCGACCCGAUCGCCAUUUGCUACUACAGCAUUGUGCUAACAGUCAUUACCGUGGUUGUCGCGACCAUCAUCGGGACAGUGCAGUUCCUCAAUCUGGUGCUCAACGUUGCCGAGCCGCAUGGCAAGUUUUGGGAAGGCGUCGAAAAGCUGGGCGAUGCUUGGGAUAUAGUUGGCGGAGCUAUAUGCGGUACAUUUAUCGUUUUCGGUGGUCUCAGUGUUCUGCUGUACAAGCCUUGGAGACGUCGCAUCGAUAGGAAAAGAGUCAACAAUGCGCACUUUGAGCCAUUACCCCAGGAAAAUGAUGUGCCCGGCUCCGACGAAGAGCACAACCGAGGGAUCGUCCCAUCGAGUACGACACAGACAAAAGCGGUGGAGGUGAACAUCGAGCCAGUAGAAGCCAUAGGCGCUGGUCCUGCACGUUGUUGA